Molecule: messenger RNA, 1575 nt
Organism: Brachypodium distachyon (stiff brome)
Lineage: Eukaryota; Viridiplantae; Streptophyta; Magnoliopsida; Poales; Poaceae
Product: serine carboxypeptidase 2
Exons: 7
Coding region: 30-1478 (482 amino acids)
Biological process (GO): proteolysis
Cellular component (GO): vacuole
Molecular function (GO): serine-type carboxypeptidase activity
Source: RefSeq, a predicted model, not a curated record
AACUAGCAAAUACAAUUUCCCCGGUAAUCAUGAAAACAAUGACCAGCACUCGUUUCCCUCUGGCUCUAAUAGCAGUGGCGGCGUUCCUGGCGUUGAUGACGUGCCUGCUCCGGCCAGCUUCGGCGGAGAGCGGCCAUGCCGCGGACCGCAUAGUCGGCCUUCCGGGACAGCCGGCGGUGGACAUCGCCAUGUACUCGGGUUACAUCACGGUGGACAAGCGCGCUGGACGGGCGCUCUUCUAUCUGCUGCAGGAAGCGCCCGACGAGGCCCAGCCGGCGCCGCUCGUGCUCUGGCUGAAUGGCGGACCCGGGUGUUCCUCCGUCGCGUUCGGCGCGUCGGAGGAGCUCGGCGCGUUCCGCGUCAGCCCAAAUGGCGCCAGCCUCGUCUUGAACGAGUACCGCUGGAACAAAGUGGCAAACAUCUUGUUCUUGGACUCGCCGGCCGGAGUUGGGUUCUCGUACAGCAACACCACCUCCGACCUCCUCACCCCUGGAGACAACAGAACAGCUCAUGACUCGUACACGUUCCUGACGGAAUGGUUCGAGAAGUUCCCGCAUUACAAGUACCGCGACUUCUACAUCACCGGCGAGAGCUACGCAGGGCACUACGUCCCGGAGCUAUCGCAGCUCGUCCACCGGGGAAACAAAGGCGUCGAGAGACCCAUCAUCAACCUCAAAGGCUUCAUGGUCGGGAACGCCGUGACCGACGCCUACAACGACUACGUGGGCACGUUCGAGUUCUGGUGGAACCACGGGCUGAUCUCCGACGACACCUACCGCCUCCUCAAGGACUCCUGCCUGCACGACGCCUUCGUGCACCUCUCGCCGGCGUGCCUGGCCGCGUUCCGGGCCUCGAGUGAGGAGCAGGGAAACAUCGACGCGUACAGCAUCUACACGCCAACCUGCAACACAAACGCAAGUGCACUGCCCACGCCGUCGUCCGUCGUCAGCCGACGGCAACACCCCAAGGGACGCUACCCAUGGAUGACGGGUGGAUCGUAUGACCCGUGCACCGAACGCUACUCCACGGCGUACUACAACCGGCCGGAGGUGCAGAAGGCUCUCCACGCGAACGUCACCGGCAUAAACUACGCUUGGGCGGCCUGCAGUGACACCAUCAAUGGCAACUGGAGUGAUUCUCCGAGAUCCAUGCUUUCUAUCUACAAGGAGAUUAUUCAAGCUGGCCUAAGGAUAUGGGUCUUCAGCGGAGAUACGGACUCAGUUGUUCCCUCGACAGCAACAAGAUACUCUAUCGAUGCUCUAGUUCUUCCGACUACUACUGAUUGGUACCCCUGGUAUGAUGACAACCAAGAGGUAGGGGGUUGGAGCCAGGUAUACGAGGGCCUGACGCUGGUGACCGUCCGGGGCGCCGGGCAUGAGGUUGCCCUGCACCGCCCACGGCAAGCUCUCAUACUCUUUCAGAACUUCCUGCAGGGCAAGCCCAUGCCAGGCCAGACGACAAAUGGAACUGUGGCUUGACAAUUUCCUGUAAUUUGGAUGUCGUAAUAAAGUGUGUGAGGAGCACCAAAACUGAGCAAUAAAACAAUGGAUAUUUCCUAAUCAGUGUUCCGGGAUA